AUGUACACUGAAGGGACAUUCAGAGAAACAGUGUUUCACGAAAUGUCAUGCCUUAAGAAAGUGGGACACAUCAGAAAGAACUGUCAACACGUAAAGAGAAAGAAUCAGAGAAAGAAAGACGUCAAAACUUAUCAUGUGGAGUCUUGUUCAGAUAGUGAAAGUUCAGAAGAGAGUAAUUCAGAGCUUGAGAGCGAGAGUGAGGAGUCAAGUGAGGAAAUUUUAUUUGUGGAGGAGGUGUUAGAUUAUUCACUAGUAGAUAACUCAGAGAGUGAGUUAGGUGAAUUUGACACAAGUUUAGUGUGUCAGUCCUCUGUUUAUCAUGAUGUUGAUUUUGAAAAUGAAAUUUCUGACCUAGAUUGUACCAUGCUCAAGUUUUCUGAGAGCAAUGUUGAAAUUCAUAAUGAUUUUUAUGAUGACAAUGAACUGACAGUUAACUACACGAAUAUUUCUAAACCACUCGUUCAGGUUAAAUUGAAUGGAGUUAAUCUACAGAUGGAGUUCGACAGUGGAUCCACGGUAAGUAUAGUUAGUUGUGAUGAUUUUUCUAAGUUAGGGUUAGGCAAGAAAACAACAAUUUUUCAAGAAAGGCAUAAGACCCUGCGUGUUGCUAACAACGAGAGACUGUCUGUCAAAGGUAAAAGUCUGGUAGACGUUGAGUUCAACGGAAGACUGAUACAGGGAUUAGAGCUGUAUCUGAUAGAUGACAAGUGCCCGUCGCUCAUGGGGCAGUCAUGGAUAACAGAGUUUUUAGGACCAGACUGGCUGACAAAGAUUCUUAACCUUCAGAAGGACAAAGAGACUGUUGAUGCAAAUGUGUGUAGUAGUGUGGAUGAAGAACUUGUCACUGCAGUAUCAGACAGAGACAUGGAAGUAUUUAAACUCAGAACGAUUAGUAAACUCAAGGAAAGUCUAAUCUUUCAGCAAGGUUUAGGACUUAUCUCAGGAGCUGAAGCAAAGCUGAUUCUCAAGGAAGGAGCACAGCCUAAAUCACUUGGAGUGAGACCGUUACCCUAUGCUAAGAAGAAGCAAGUCGGGGACGAGUUACAGAGAAUGAUCAACGAAGGGAUUUUGAGCAAAGUUGAGGGAGCAAGUCCUUGGGGAACACCCGUAGUUCCAGUGUUUAAAGGAGAGAAGACAAGGAUUUGUGGAUCAUACAAUCUCACGUUGAAUCCAGGGAUGGCAGCUCAGCAAUACCCGUUACCUUCAAUAGAAGAGUGCUUUAACAAGGUAACAGGGGGUAAGAAGUUUACUAAGCUGGAUGCUCGACAAGCUUACAACAACAUUCCGAUCAGAAAGGAAGACAGGAUUUUAACGACAAUCAACACCCAUCUAGGACAGUUGAUGUGGAACCGGUUACCGUAUGGUAUCGCACCCGCUGCUGCGAUUUUUCAGGAGACCAUUGACCAAACUCUAGCCGGGAUUCAAAUGUGUUGUUGUAGAGUCGACGAUAUUCUCAUAUCAGGAAAAGACGAUGAAGAGCACAUGACCAUUUUGAACGAGGUCAUAACGAGAUUAGAAAAUCAAAGUUACAGAUGUAAACCGGAGAAAUCCCAGUUCAUGGAACACGAAGUGACGUACCUAGGUCACACUUUGAACAAAGACGGAAUAAAGCCUGUAAAAUCCAAAGUGGAAGAUUUACUGAAGAUGAAAGUACCAAAGUCGGUGGACGAACUUGUAUCAUUUCUUGGAGGAGUGAACUACUACAGAAGGUAA
Molecule: messenger RNA, 1713 nt
Organism: Bolinopsis microptera
Lineage: Eukaryota; Metazoa; Ctenophora; Tentaculata; Lobata; Bolinopsidae
Exons: 1
Coding region: 1-1713 (570 amino acids)
Source: RefSeq, a predicted model, not a curated record